GAUCCCGCUUCGGCUGUCUCGUUUCUCUCUCUCCCCCUCUGGCUUCGAUCUCUUUCAGAUUUCUCUCUUAAAUUCCGCAGUUUUCUUCUACUUUCCUUCGUUUUCUCUCUGAUUUUCAUUUCAAUCUUCAAUCGUUUUCUGUUUCUGGACCGCCUUAUCUUCGAAUCAUAACUUCAUUUUUCGGAGUUUGUUUGAAGUUUUCGAAACCCUAACCCUAGGUUGUUACACUUUUCGAGAGGGUUUUGAGGUCUCAGAACUCAAACCCUAACCCUACCUGAACCCAGACAUUCUCCUUUUCCAUUCGAAGGCUGUAGAGAGCUUCUUUGAGAAGAGCAAGCAAUAUACCUGAACGAAAAGUAAACCUGGGUUCUGAAUUCGCAUCAGUGGUUCUAGGAUUUGCUUCAUACUUUACAACAGUCUAGUUCUGUACCCAGGAAUUUUUCAAUGGCAGAACGGCGGAGUGGAAAUGUCCAAGCAUCAAAUGGGAAGGCCACUGGAGCAGGAACUGCUUAUACCAUUGACUUGAACAGCUUCAGUAAGCGGUUGAACAAGCUUUACUCACAUUGGAAUGAACACAAAUCUGAUCUAUGGGGCUCUGUUGAUGUCAUUGCAAUAGCAACACCUCCGGCUUCAGAGGAUCUGCGGUAUCUGAAGUCCUCAGCACUCAGCACUUGGUUGCUUGGUUAUGAGUUCCCAGAGACUAUAAUGGUUUUCAUGAAGAAGCAGCUUCAUUUCUUGUGUAGCCAGAAGAAGGCCUCUCUGCUUGGAGUCCUGAAAACCUCUGCUAAGGAGGCUGUGGGUGUAGAUGUUGUGAUACAUGUGAAGGCAAAGACUGAUGAUGGAAGUACCCAGAUGGAUGCAAUAUUCCAUGCCAUUCAAGCUCAAUCAAUCCCCACUAUUGGAUACUUAGCAAAAGAGGCUCCUGAAGGGAAACUUCUGGAUACAUGGUCUGAGAAGCUAAAAAACUCAAGCAUUGGGCUGAGUGAUAUGACCAAUUGGUUGUCAGAUCUCUUUUCCAUCAAAGACAGUAUUGAGCUUACAAAUGUUAAGAAAGCUGCCUUUUUAACUGCUUCUGUUAUGAAGAACGUUGUGGUUCCAAAUCUUGAAAAUGUUAUUGAUGAGGAAAAGAAAGUCACCCAUUCUUCAUUGAUGGAUGACACGGAAAAGGCCAUAGUUGAUCCCACUAAGGCAAAGGUCAGACUGAGGGCUGAGAAUGUUGACAUAUGUUACCCUCCUAUAUUUCAAAGUGGAGGAAAAUUUGAUCUCAGACCCAGUGCUGCAAGCAAUGAUGACUAUUUGCACUAUGAUCCUCCCAGUGUGAUCAUAUGUGCUAUCGGAUCCCGAUAUAACAGCUACUGCUCAAACCUGGCCAGGACUUUUCUGAUUGAUGCCAAUGCACUGCAGAGCAAUGCUUAUGGGGUUUUAUUGAAGGCCCAUGAAGCUGCAAUCAGUGCAUUGAGGGCAGGGAAUAAGAUCAGUGAUGUGUAUCAAGCUGCCCUUUCAGUGGUUGAAAAGGAUGCUCCAGAAUUGGUCACAAAGCUAACAAAAUCUGCUGGAACAGGAAUUGGUCUUGAGUUCCGUGAAUCAGGGUUGAGUAUUAAUGCCAAAAAUGAUCGGGUACUGAAACAAGGCAUGGUUUUUAAUGUGUCAUUGGGUUUUCAGAACUUGCAGUCAUCAGAGAACAACCCAAAAAACCAGGAUUUUUCUCUAUUGCUUGCAGAUACAAUUAUUAUCGGUGAAAAGCCAGAGGUGGUGACUUCACUGAGCUCUAAAGCUGUGAAGGACAUAGCAUACUCAUUCAAUGAGGAAGGCGAUGACAAUGAAGGAGAAGAGAGGCCAAAAGCCAAAGCGGAGUCUCAUGGCCCAGAGACCUUGUCUAAGACAACACUUAGGUCGGACAACCAGGAAAUUUCAAAGGAGGAGCUUCGGAGGCAGCACCAGGCAGAACUUGCCCGCCAAAAGAAUGAAGAAACUGCUCGGAGACUUGCCGGUGGUGGUUCUGCAGCAGGAGACAAUCAUGGUGCUUCCAAGACCUCAAGUGAUCUGAUUGCUUAUAAGAAUGUCAAUGAUGUUCCCCCUCCAAGAGACUGCAUGAUUCAGAUUGAUCAGAAGAAUGAGGCCAUCCUCUUGCCUAUCUAUGGAAGCUUGGUCCCUUUUCAUGUUGGUACUGUGAGGACAGUGACCAGUCAGCAGGACACUAACCGAACAUGCUAUAUCCGAAUAAUAUUCAAUGUCCCAGGGACUGCCUUUAAUCCUCAUGAUGCAAACUCCUUGAAAUUCCAGGGAUCUAUAUAUUUGAAGGAAGUAUCCUUUCGCUCCAAGGACCCUAGGCACAUAAGUGAAGUCGUACAGGGGAUUAAGACCCUCCGGAGGCAAGUUGUUGCAAGGGAGUCUGAGAGAGCUGAGAGGGCAACCUUGGUUACCCAGGAGAAGCUUCAACUUGCAGGGAAUAAAUUCAAGCCAAUAAAGUUGUUUGGCCUUUGGAUUCGUCCUCCUUUUGGUGGCCGUGGAAGAAAGCUGUCUGGUACACUAGAAGCUCAUGUAAAUGGGUUUCGUUACUCUACCUCUAGGCCAGAUGAGCGUGUAGACAUCAUGUAUGGGAACAUCAAGCAUGCAUUUUUCCAGCCAGUUGAGAAUGAAAUGAUCACUCUCAUUCAUUUUCAUCUUCAUAACCACAUAAUGGUGGGAACCAAGAAAACCAAAGAUGUGCAGUUCUAUGUUGAGGUGAUGGAUGUGGUACAGACCUUGGGAAGUGGGAAGAGGUCUGCCUAUGACCCUGAUGAGAUUGAAGAAGAGCAGCGAGAGAGGGAUCGAAAGAAUAAAGUGAACAUGGACUUCCAGAGCUUUGUUAAUCGGGUGAAUGAUCUUUGGGGGCAGCCCCAAUUCAGUGGCCUUGACCUUGAGUUUGAUCAGCCUCUGAGGGAGCUUGGUUUCCAUGGGGUACCUUACAAAUCCUCAGCUUUCAUCGUCCCAACCUCAAGUUGCCUGGUUGAACUGAUAGAGACUCCUUUCCUUGUGAUCACCCUAGCUGAGAUUGAGAUUGUGAACCUUGAGAGAGUUGGUCUUGGACAAAAGAACUUUGACAUGACCAUUGUCUUCAAGGACUUCAAGAGGGAUGUACUUCGGAUUGAUUCUAUCCCUUCCACGUCAAUUGAUGGCAUUAAGGAAUGGCUUGACACAACAGACAUCAAGUAUUACGAGAGCAGGCUGAAUUUGAACUGGAGGCAAAUUUUGAAAACAAUCACUGAUGAUCCCCAAAGCUUCAUAGAUGAUGGGGGAUGGGAAUUUUUGAAUAUGGAAGCCAGUGAUUCAGAUAGUGAGCACUCAGAGGAGUCUGACCAAGGUUAUGAGCCAUCAGAUGUGCAAUCUGAUUCUGAAUCAUCUUCAGAUUCUGACAUUGAAUCAUUGGUGGAGUCUGAGGAUGAUGAAGAGGAUGAUUCAGAGGAAGAAUCUGCGGAAGAGGAGGGCAAGACUUGGGAAGAGUUGGAGCGGGAAGCAAGCAAUGCAGACAGGGAGAAAGGUGAUGAAUCUGAUAGUGAGGAGGAGAGAAAGAGAAGAAAGACGAAAGCUUUUGGAAAGGGUCGAGCACCUCCCCCUGGCAGCAGAGCUUCUGGUGGCAGUGCUGCCAAGCGACCUCUCCCUAGAAGCAGACCAUUUUCUGGUAGCAGUUCCAUCAAGAGGCCCAAGAACAAGUGAACAACUAGGUAGAUAGAUAUCUAGUUUUAGUUUCUCUUACCCUUUGUUUUAGCAGUUUAUCAACACACAUAGCCGCAGCUGACACAGUAGUGGUUUUUAAAUUAGCUAAGAACGGCCCUCCAUUCUUGUCCUCUUUUCAGGGCAAGGGCUGAACAGGAUAAUGCCUAGACAUUAAGAUUUGCUUGUAAAAAUGAUGGCAUUAGUUUGAUCGGAUAUUAACCAACCUCCUCCUUUCAAGAUUCUCCCAUUUGCUUUUGGUCCCUUAUCUAUUUGCUGGCAUGAUUCUCUCCCUUCUCCCCAAUCUAAUUCUAAAAGCUAGCUCAAUUGGUA
Vitis riparia (riverbank grape) is the source of this 4026-nucleotide messenger RNA. Its product is annotated as FACT complex subunit SPT16-like. The transcript is spliced from 3 exons. Gene Ontology annotation, molecular function: nucleosome binding. The coding region runs from base 445 to 3696 and encodes 1083 amino acids. The record is from RefSeq and is a predicted model, not a curated record. Gene Ontology annotation, cellular component: FACT complex. NCBI's taxonomy places the organism in Eukaryota, Viridiplantae, Streptophyta, Magnoliopsida, Vitales, Vitaceae. Gene Ontology annotation, biological process: positive regulation of transcription elongation by RNA polymerase II; transcription elongation by RNA polymerase II.